Molecule: messenger RNA, 696 nt
Organism: Amoebophrya sp. A25
Lineage: Eukaryota; Dinophyceae; Syndiniales; Amoebophryaceae
Source: the annotation of a GenBank genome assembly
AUGCUUUUGUCACGUCCUCUGGGUUCCGUGCAGCCGUUUUUACCGCGACUUUCGCUAGCGCCGAGAGAAGUAGAAACACCGCAAAGCUUGAUCUCCGUAACAUCUGCAGCUUGGAAACCACUACUAUGCCUGAUCGAUUUGUACAAUUCAGCGGAGAGGUUUGAGGUACUUUUUUUUACACACACUGGUGAUUCGCCUAAGCAAUUCUGAGAGGUUAAGCGAGACUAAGAGCUGAGGUUCAAUAAACUUUUUGAUAUACCAUGAACGAAGAUACCUUUACUUUCCCAACACGAAGAACAACGCUCCUAAAGAAAAAGGUUCCCCGUCUUUUGCCUGGUGAGCUUGGUGGUUUGCGGUUAACCAAAGAGGGUGUAGUUUUGGAAUCCGUCAAGUCCCAAGCGGUUGAAAGCGGCUGGCGUCUUGUGUCUUCCCGUUCUUUCCCAUUUGAGCGCAUUGUACAAUUGAACAAGGCGUUCGAAAAAGACUGUCCAGACGCUUUUUACCGUCUGAAAUUUCAGAUUGAGGGCUACUUUGUCGAACUAGAGCAUGCGGGCAGUGAAAAUCGCCUGCCAGAUUUGAAUGCGUUUUUGGAUUCUGCGACAUCUACAUCUGAUGCGACUCAGAGUGAACAAGCUAGGGAUUUUUUCCGGAGAUUCGUGGAUGACGAAGGCUGCGUCUUUGAUAGUGAGAUACGGU